CGAAGUCAAAUGUAGCAUUACGGUCUAAUUUCGAUUUCUGACGCAAUUUUCUGGUGUAUUGUGUUUUGCAGACCUGGGUGUCUGGUUUUUUUUUGCGCAACAAUGGCAAACAAAGGAAUUUCAGUGCUGUGCCCGAUUGUCUGCAUUUUUGCUUUUAUUUGGAUGCUGCCCCGCGUUGAAGGAGAUCUCAGCUAUUCUCUUGCAGAGGAGAUGGAGCGCUUGUCUGCUUUUGGAAAUAUCGCCAAAGAUCUCGGAGUGGACUUGAGGACAUUAUCAUCACGAAAAGCUCGGAUUGAUUUCGAGGAUACUCGAAGGCGUUAUUGUGAUUUGAAUCUCAGCAACGGAGAUUUGAUAAUAGCGGAGAGAAUUGACAGAGAAAUCCUUUGUGACAAGAAGCCCUCAUGCGUUGUAAAAGUGGAUCUGGUUUUGGAAAAUCCUCUUGAGCUGCAUCGCGUGAGUCUCCAUAUUCAAGAUGUAAAUGAUAACUCGCCGCACUUCAAAAAUAAUUUAAUCGAAAUGGAAAUAAGUGAGUCGGCAGAAAAGGGCAGUCGUUUUUCAAUUGAAGAGGCUCAUGAUGCAGAUAUUGGUCAAAAUGAUGUUAAAAUGUACAAUUUACAGAAGAAUUCUUAUUUUAUUCUUUCAGUUGACAACAACAAAGUCGAGCUCGUUUUAGAAAAUAAGCUCGACCGAGAAAAGCAAGGUGAGAUGAAUUUGCUUCUAACAGCUUUAGAUGGCGGCUCUCCUCGGAGAUCAGGCACAGUCGUCAUACACGUCACCGUGCUGGACGCCAAUGAUAACGCCCCAGUGUUCAGCAAAGCCGUUUAUAAAGCCAGUCUGCCUGAAAACUCGCCUUCAGAUACAACAGUAAUUAAAGUUAGUGCUACUGACGCAGAUGAGGGAGUAAAUGGCGCUGUGACUUAUGAUUUUGGCCACGUAUCUGGUAAUAAUAUUAAUGUGUUUUUGAUUGAUCCCACGACAGGUGAAAUUAAAGUCACAGGUGUGACUGACUUUGAAGAGAAAGCCUCGUAUGAAAUGAGAGUAGAAGCUAAAGAUGGUUUAGGGCUGACAUCAUACGCUAAAGUUCUAAUAGAUAUCACCGAUGUUAAUGAUAACAUUCCUGUAAUUAAUUUAAAGUCACUGACCAAUCCAGUAGCAGAGAAUGUGCCCCCUGGCUCAGAGGUUGGCAUCAUCAACGUGCAGGACAGAGACUCUGAGAAGAAUGGACAGGUCCACUGCUCCAUUCAACAAAAUGUCCCCUUCAAGUUAGUUCCUUCUAUCAAAAACUAUUAUUCUCUGGUGACGACCGAAGAACUUGACCGUGAACUAGUGUCAGACUACAACAUUACAAUCAGCGUCACUGACGAGGGCUCUCCUCCUCUGUUCUCCUCCAAAAGUGUCCACUUGUCCGUGGGAGACAUCAACGACAACCCGCCCGUAUUUGAGGAACAGUCCUACAGUGCAUAUGUGAGUGAAAAUAACAAAGCUGGCUUCACUUUAUGCUCUGUCAGUGCUCAAGACCCCGACUGGAGACAGAAUGGCACUGUCAUUUAUUCUCUCUUACCUGCUGAGGUGAACGGCGCCCCGGUGUCCUCCUACGUGUCUGUCAACGGAGACACGGGGGCAGUCCACGCUGUCAGGUCGUUCGAUUAUGAACACCUGAGGAGUUUUCAAGUCCACGUCAUGGCCAGAGACAAUGGCUCUCCUCCGCUGAGCAGCAACGUGAGCGUCAGCGUCUUCAUCUGGGACGUGAACGACAACUCUCCUCAGAUCCUAUACCCCGCCCCGGAGGGCAACUCCUUCAUGACCGAGCUGGUCCCCAAAGCUGCGCACGGAGGCUCUGUGGUGUCCAAAGUGAUCGCGGUGGACGCCGACUCAGGCCAGAACGCCUGGCUGUCCUAUCACAUCCUUAAGUCCACAGAUGCGGGACUUUUCACUAUCGGUCUUCACAGUGGAGAGAUCAGGACCCAGCGGGACAUUUUGGAGUCGGACAGCAUGAAACAGAAUCUGAUUGUGACCGUCAAAGAUAACGGACAGCCCCCUAUCUCAGCCACCUGCUCCAUGUAUUUGCUUAUCUCGGAUAACCUGGCCGAGGUGCCGGAGCUGAAGGACAUUUCUUACGAUGAGAAGAACUCCAAGCUGACCUCUUAUCUGAUCAUCGCGCUGGUGUCCGUGUCCACCUUCUUCCUGACCUUCAUCAUGGUGGUCCUGGCUGUAAGGUUUUGUCGCAGGAGAAAGCCCAGACUGUUGUUUGAUGGAGCAGUUGCCAUCCCCAGCGCGUAUCUGCCUCCUAAUUACGCAGAUGUGGAUGGCACGGGAACUUUACGCAGCACGUACAACUAUGAUGCCUACUUGACAACGGGCUCGAGAACCAGUGACUUUAAGUUUGUGUCUUCUUACAACGACAACACGCUGCCUGCUGACCAGACUCUGAAGAAAAGUCCAAGUGACUUUGCUGAUCCUUUUGAAGGUCUCAAGGAAAUAGAGGUAAGACUCUUUUGUUCUCUAUGA
Molecule: messenger RNA, 2508 nt
Organism: Syngnathus typhle (broad-nosed pipefish)
Lineage: Eukaryota; Metazoa; Chordata; Actinopteri; Syngnathiformes; Syngnathidae
Product: putative protocadherin beta-18
Exons: 1
Coding region: 103-2508 (801 amino acids)
Biological process (GO): homophilic cell-cell adhesion
Cellular component (GO): plasma membrane
Molecular function (GO): calcium ion binding
Source: RefSeq, a predicted model, not a curated record